CCCACUCCAACUCUGGAUAUCCUCCACGGAGGCUCAGAGAAGGCACUAGAUUUAUCCUAAAGUACCUGAAUAACAUCUCUUCAUAAAGAAACCACCGCAGCUCCAGGGAGCCGGGGGAGUGUCACUGUCAGCUCUGGCAGAAGCCAGUAUGGCUAUUGCCCUGCAGCCCAGUGAUUUGGUGUUUGAGUUUGCAAGCAACGGGAUGGAUGACAUCCACCAGCUGGAAGACCCUUCAGUGUUCCCAGCUGUGAUUGUGGAGCAGGUCCCCUAUCCUGAAUUACUGCAUCUAUACUCGGGACUGGAUCUGGAUGAUGUCCACAGUGGCAUCAUAAGGGACAGGACCUUAUGCAUGACACAGGAUCAGAUCCUAGAAGGCGGUAUUUUGCUGGCAGAUGACAAUGAGUCCACCUCACAAAAUGUGUCAUCUACUGAAGUCCUAUUCAAUGUGGAAUCUCCCAAUGAAGUCCUGGAUGAGAAGCAGAUCUUCAGCACACCUGAAAUACUUCCAGACUCAGACUCUGUACAGGCCAUCAGUCUGCCCAACUUCCUGUUUUCUGCCACUGAGCCUGAAGACUCGAAGAAGACAAGCGAUACUGGUGACCAGAAGGAACAGUCUCUGGAGGAGAGGGUCUCCAGAGAGGAAAGUCCUAAGAAGAUCGGGAAGUCAAGGAAGAGAAGCCGAAAGACAAAGAACAACCGAAGUACCUCACCUGUCACUGACCCCAGCAUUCCCAUACGGAAGAAAUCCAAGGAUGGCAAAGGCAGUACCAUUUAUCUGUGGGAGUUCCUUCUGGCCCUUCUACAAGACAGAAACACCUGCCCCAAGUACAUCAAGUGGACCCAGCGAGAGAAAGGCAUCUUCAAGUUGGUGGAUUCUAAGGCUGUGUCCAAGCUGUGGGGCAAGCAGAAAAACAAGCCUGACAUGAACUAUGAGACCAUGGGGCGGGCUCUAAGAUAUUACUACCAAAGAGGAAUCCUGGCCAAAGUAGAAGGGCAGAGGCUGGUAUACCAGUUUAAGGAGAUGCCUAAAGACUUGGUGGUGAUUGAAGAUGAGGAGGAGAGCACUGAGACCCCUGAAGCCCCUCCCCAGGCUUCUACUUCUUCUCCACCCUCUACCAGCACCAUCCGGAGAGCCAGCUCCAGGGUCUUAACCAGAACCUCCCCCCAGGACAAGGAUAGCACUUCCUGGGAGCAGCCAAAGGUUCAACAUACUGGUCUCCAGCCAUCUGCAAGUCUGGAAUUAGGACUGUCUGUGGACGAGGAGGUCCCCACUACCUCCACCAUGCUUGUCUCUCCACUACAGAGCCAGGCCAAGCUCACCAAAACUGUGAGUACUUCUUCAGUGCCCAGUAACAUCCACCUAGGAGUAACCCCCGUGGGGCCGGGCUCCACUGUCACUCUACAGACCAUCCCGCUGACUACGGUGCUGACCAAUGGGCCUCCUGCCAGUACUACUGCUCCCACUCAACUCGUUCUCCAGAGUGUUCCACAGGUGUCAACAUUCAAGGAUACCUUCACUUUGCAGGCCUCCUUCCCCCUGAACACCAAUUUCCAAGAGAACCAGGUGGCAACCCAAGGGGCUCCAUUGAUCCUCAGUGGCCUCCCUCAACUUUUAGCUGGGGCUAAUCAUCCAAGCAACCCAGUACCAUCCCAGGUCAUAGGUGCUGGCUCAGCAGGGCCUAGUUCUCAGCCCCCUGGGACUGUCAUUGCUGCCUUUAUCAGGACUUCCGGUGGCACAUCAGUGCCUGGGGUAAAGGAGGGGCCCUUGAGGUCCCCCUCAUAUGUUCAGGGUGUGGUGACUGGGCCUCCCGUGGAGGGGCUGUUGGUUCCUGAAGAGACCCUGAGAGAGCUCCUGAGAGAUCAGGCUCAUCUUCAGCCACUUCAGAGUCCGGUGCUUUCAAGGGGUUCCCAUAACCUGAGCCUUGUGGGGAACCAGACUUUAUCUCCCCCCAGCCGCCCCACUGUUGGGCUAACCCCGGUGGCUGAACUUGAGCUCUCAUCAGGCUCAGGGUCCAUGCUUGUAGCUGAGCCUAGUGUGACCACAUCUGGGAGCCUGCUGACAACAUCUCCAACCCCCGCCCCUUUCUCCCCAUUCAAUCCCACUUCCCUCAUUAAGAUGGAGCCUCCUCAUGACAUAUAAAAAAGGGAUCAAAAGUAUGACCUACCAGGCAAAUUUAUGAAGCAUUUUCAUGUGGACUUAAGUAGGUAGAAUACCUGCCCUUACAUCUAGUGCGGUGUGAUACAUUUGAUACCAGGUUCUCCAGGCCUGUUUUGACAUCACCAUGAUCCAACUAUGCCCAGCUCAAGCAUCCCUUGACAUCAGGCCAUGGCCUUCAAGAGCACUAGGGAGUUGUUAUGCUCUUGGAAGGAUAAUGGGCUAACUUGCUGAUGGAGGGAGGGCUCCAAGCCAGGAAACACCUUUUGGCCAGAGCUGGUCAGAGGCCAUAUGAGAAGAGUCAAGCCUGGUCAUACUUUGUUAUCUGUAGUCCCUACACAGGGAACUUACCAUCCCAUAUGUGAAUAUCUUCGUGCGUAUUUGUGUGCACUUGUAGGUCUGUGCCUUCAUUUCUUUGAGGAGGAUGGGAUGUAGAUGUCAGGUCUUUUCUUCAAGUGUGUGUGUGUGUGUGUGUGUGUGUGUGUGUGUGUGUGUGUGUAUGUGUGUGUCCGUCCAUUCCUAGGUCAGCCACAGACAUGAGGCAGUUUUAAGAGAAAGUGCUCAUCCAUCCAUCUCUCUCUCUCUCUCUCUCUCUCUCUCUCUCUCUCUCUCAUAGCCACAAUGCCAUUCUGAGACUAGAAAGUACCAACUGAAUGUCCCCAGUCUGGAUAGAUGUCAUGGAGAUGGAACAAGUCUAGGUAGGAGAGCUUCAAUGGGUGCAUAUGCCAAGAAGACAUUGCUAAGGGACAAGAGGCCACAUACGCUGACAGCAUAGCAGGAGGGAAAAGAAGCACACCUAGCCUUGGGAGCAAUUGUUUGUCAUAGUCACCUUGCCAUCAGGCUGGAACCUGAAGUACUUUGCCCAAGGUUGUGGGGCAAAGCACUUACCUAUAGUCUGCCCCAAUUAUAAAGUCCCUAGGCAGGCCUGAAUGAACUGAACGUUUGUGGCCAGACCUUUGGCUGUGUGUGCGAUCAGCCCUAUGCUUGACAGUAGCCUUUUUUGGCGCAGCACUCCUCAUUCCCCGUCUCAGGUUCCCUCUUCAUUCUAUUUGAGAUGUUCCACCUGUCAUUAGUUGCUGAGGCUAGUGACAUGGCAACCCAGCUCCAGCUACACAGUGCUCUCUAUCCCACCCUCUCCCUCUCAGGUGGACCAUUGCUUUUCAUUUCUAGCUAUCAAACCUAACCCAAUUCUCUGUUCACCAAGAAGACAAGAGCUAGUACACAUGAGUUCCCAUAGCCCCUGUCGGAACAAUUCGACUCUGCUUCUUGUCUGUUCCUGCACAGGGUUCUGAUCUCUCUUAAAGUCAGCCUCUCCGCUGAGGGCCUCCUUCUCCCUUCCUUGGACCUGCUUGCCUCUCUCCUACCAGGUGUAGGGGCAAUGCUUAGAGAUGUCAGGCACAGAAGCAACUCUAGCCUCUGGUAAAUUUGGUUAAUGUGAACCAGUGCUCCAGGACCUUUGCUAUGUCCUUUGUGCCAAAGCACCCACUUGACCUAACUACCUCCCUAGCUGGUCAUCAUUCUCUCCUACUGUUCUAGCUCCUUCCCUGCGGCGGGGGGGGGGGCAUCUGUGGUUAUGCAGGUGUAUUUGCUACAUUCCUAGCAAUUGGCACUGAAAUAUCUGUGCUAAUAAAAUCAGCUUAUGAUGACACUCUCUCGAUGGUUGGAAAUAAGCAUCUUGAGAAAAGGUCACCCAUGUCGUUGCUGUUAUUGUUGCUGUCGUAUUUGGGUUUUAGUUUUUUGAGACAAUAUCUCAUAUAGCUUGUUGGCUUUGAACUUGCUAUGUAGGUGAAGAUGACCUUGAAAUUCUGGUUCUCUUCCUCCUCCACCUUGCGAGUGCUAGAAUUGCAGGUGUGUACCGCCAUGCCCAGUUUGUGUUGUUCUGUGGAUCAAACCCAGGACUUUGUGCAGACUAGACAAGCAUGCUCAUCAAUUGUGCUACACCCCCAGCUCAACCAGUUUUAGUGAGCACAAAGGCACACUGUGAGCUGAGAUCGUCCUACAGCAACCUGGAGUCUAAUAUCUGUAUACAAUUCCUAACUCCAAGGAAAUUAAUUAUCUUAAGGCCAUCAAUACUUUUCAUAGCACUUCUAUACCUAUUGUGCUUUCUGUUUCUGUGUGGGCUUCUCAUCAUCUCUUUAUAUGUGGGUGUUCUCCUGGGGUCCCACCAUUGUCAUGGGCCAGUUCUUUGAAAUGAAUUAUUCAAUCCAGAGCCUACUUUUCUAAGUCCCUGGCCCGCGUUCUAGUUAGCUGCUUCCUGACAUUCUAGACUGGAAUUCUCCGAGCUGCCCCAUGGCUACCUGCACUUGAACCUGUCCCUCUCCCUCAUCUCCUGACAUCUGGCCUAUCUUCAUUCUAGAGCCUCCAGCCCAGCUCAUGCUGCUCACCUACCCCCUUCCUGUCCAAUGUGACUUCUCAGCACUUCCCAUCUUGCAGGCCACUUAUUCUGUCCUUCUGCCAAAAGGCCUUCAAUGAGUUCUGGCCCACAGGUAGGGCCAGUAUUUAAAAUAUGCAUCCUCCAGGCUUUUCUAGAGGUCUAACAUUAACCCUUUAGUUCCUUAAAUAUGACAUGAUCCAGGGUGUCCUGCAGGAAUUGGGGAGCACUUGGAGAGCUGAGGGCAGUAAUUCUAGACAGAUCCAAAGUUUGGUAUCAGCUCCUCCAAGAAACAAAGCUCAAGUCGGUGGCCCUUCACUAUUGGGUCCUGUCUAAUACUCCCCACCCCACACCAAGGGACUACUCCAAAAGGAUUCCAUGGUCUUUGAACUUGUUACUGUCGUAAAUUCCCACCUAUGCUUUUUCUUUCCUGGGUUCUGUUCAACCAAAAUGUUCUUUCUCCUCACUAACAACUAAAAAUCGUCUCAAGAGUGAAUUCGGUGGAAGCAGCUUAAGUUUAAUUCUUUAACUUGUAACUGCCACUUGAUGGGCAGGCAAUGAUAAACAGCCUGUGACAUCUCUAUUGUAAUCACAAACUGUUACGUAGGCCUGAAGUUUAGAUCCAGACCUAUUUAGUCUCCUGUGUGUGUUAGCUCCUGAGGGAUAGGCAUCACUGUGGCACCCACAAAACUGGGCACACUAUAAAGCAGAUGAGUAUCAGGGACUAGUCACUGAUUGAUCUGAUGAAAGAUGGGUACCAAAUUUAGAGGUAGGUGACCCCUGUCCUCCCCUCUCCUCAGAUAGUUACCCCAGGUGCUUCACUGCCCUGGGCCUGCCAUUCCUGUCUCAGUACCUCUACAGUACACCCCAUCUCCUAUCUUAACACCCAAGAUUUGUAUUACUUUGAACAUCCUCUGAUCCUAAAGACACCUCCCUGUCUGGUUUCUUUCCUACUCAAAGUGUUAAACUAGCUUACCUGUUAACUAACCCUUGCUGACAAGAGUUAUGGCAGAGGCUGGAGGAGAACCUCAGGAGACAGAUUUACUUUAACCAGAGUCAGGUGGCAGUAAUACCCCUGCUUUUGUGAUGGCCUAAUGGAGUCAGGAGUCAAGUGAUGAUCCGCACCUCCCAGCGACUGAUAAGUGUUUCCCUCCUCCUGACUCCCACAGCACUUUGUAUAUACCUCUUAUUGUAGCACAAUGUAUGUAGUUCUUUAAUUGUGUUUAUGUACGUUUCCCCUCCAAUAGACUGUGAGCUCCUCCAGGACAGGGGCUGUGUGCUAGUCAGUGAUGUAUCCCCAGCACCUAACCACAGUGCCUGACACACAGUAGGUGCUCAA
Molecule: messenger RNA, 5865 nt
Organism: Arvicola amphibius (Eurasian water vole)
Lineage: Eukaryota; Metazoa; Chordata; Mammalia; Rodentia; Cricetidae
Gene: Elf4
Product: E74 like ETS transcription factor 4
Exons: 8
Coding region: 149-2140 (663 amino acids)
Biological process (GO): regulation of transcription by RNA polymerase II; cell differentiation
Cellular component (GO): nucleus
Molecular function (GO): sequence-specific DNA binding; DNA-binding transcription factor activity, RNA polymerase II-specific
Source: RefSeq, a predicted model, not a curated record